Molecule: messenger RNA, 2431 nt
Organism: Dreissena polymorpha
Lineage: Eukaryota; Metazoa; Mollusca; Bivalvia; Myida; Dreissenidae
Product: neuronal acetylcholine receptor subunit alpha-10-like
Exons: 9
Coding region: 211-2034 (607 amino acids)
Biological process (GO): regulation of membrane potential; chemical synaptic transmission; nervous system process
Cellular component (GO): synapse; postsynaptic membrane; neuron projection
Molecular function (GO): transmembrane signaling receptor activity; acetylcholine-gated monoatomic cation-selective channel activity
Source: RefSeq, a predicted model, not a curated record
CGGUGAUUUCUAUUGGUUAGUUUCCCAGACAACCGAUUUCGACGAUGUUGUUUUAUUUCUUUCCGAAAUCUCUUUGAGAACAUGGUGAAUGCUUGGGAUAUAACUAUCGUGUGGUGUACGCGCGAUCUGUCUCGAGAUACACGACCUACUGAGCUGUAAAACAUCAGAGGAAAGACAAUUGAUACAGCUAUCAAAUGUGCAUCUCUGGCUAUGGCAUCUGUUACCCGUGGCAUACUUUAUUUAUCCGUCACUUUGACGGCAGUAUUAAAUGACGUCAUCUCUUCUUAUGAGUCGUCAACGCAAGAAAAUCACAAGAACAGCGUUCUGAUACCGGACGAGCAGAGGUUGUACGAGAGGCUCAUGGAUGGUUACGAAAAAUCCGUGAGACCUGUCCGAAACUCGUCAUCCGUACUACUUGUCAAGUUUGCUCUUCAUCUUAAUCAGAUUAUUGGACUGGAUGAAAGACACCAAGUUUUGACGACCAAUGUGUUUAUUGACCAACAAUGGAUGGACGAUAAUUUGAGUUGGGACCCAGUCGAGUACAACAACAUCCGGUCUAUCCGGAUACCAGCGAGCAACGUUUGGCUCCCUGACACGUUUAUCUAUAACAACGCCGAUGGUGGUUCCACAGGCUUUAUGAAGGGCACGUACGUUCUCGUCAAUCACAACGGGACUGUACUCUGGCCUGUACCUGUCAAGCUGAAGAGCUCCUGUAAAGUCGACAUCACUUACUUCCCCUUCGACGAUCAAAUUUGCUUUCUGAAGUUCGGGUCGUGGAUCUACAGCGGAGCGUGGAUGGACUAUGAGAAAAUGUACGACGACCGGGCCAUUGAACUCUCUACGUACGUGAACAACAGCGAGUGGGACCUGCUCUCAGUCGUCUUGGAGAAAGGCUUCCGCAUGCACUCAUGCUGCGACGACACGUACCCGGAUCUUACGUACACGCUGCAAGUGCGCCGGAAGACCUUCUACUACAUCUUCAACAUCAUCGUUCCGUGUAUCAUGCUCUCCAUCCUCACACUGCUGACGUUUUGGCUGCCGCCGACUUCUGGGGAGAAGAUCACGCUAGGCCUGUCGGUGUUCUUGGCGUUCUCGAUGUUCAUGCUGCUGAUAGCGGAGGAGGUACCCGCCACAUCAGAGGCCGUUCCACUGAUCGGUAUAUAUCUAUGUGUAGUCAUGACACUCACGUCUUUGUCCGUCAUUAUGGCGGUAAUGGUUAUCAACUUGUACAACAGAGGGGCCAAAACCCGCAGAGCUCCGAAAUGGGUCCGAGUUGUUGCUCUGCAUUGGCUGUCUGUUCUUCUACGCAUGAGCCACGAUCUUCACAGACUCGUCGAAUCUAUCAAUUUGGAGAAUGACGCAGGAAUAGAUACAAGAAAGUCUUCAUUUAAACAGCGACGCCAGAACUCCAUGCGGAAGACACGAGAGACGGCGCUGUCUUCUCUACAGGAAUAUACACUGUCCCGACAGAACACGCUGCGUCGACGCCAGAGUUCAGCGGAAAACCAGGCGGAGGAGGCGCUGACGUCAGAUUUGAGACCGCUUAAUCCACCAAUACCAUCGGAACCAGAACCAGAAGUCAUUUGGCUGCGGCGUAACGAAGUUUACCCGGAAACAUCUGCUCCGAAAACGAACAGUUUUGAGCUCCACGCUUCAAACCACUUGCAUCCCAACGGAAUACAAUUGGACAUUCACAAGAAAGAGGCACACCAAUCAAAACGGAACAAGAAAACGUCUGAUUCCCAACCGAAAAUUAAGCGACCCCGUGUCUCAAACACGUGCCAUAUUGAAAAAGAUUUCUCGCCGAAAGAAGGGGAUGAAAAGAGUGAGCUGUAUUUUAGAAAACUGAUAGUUGUGGAAUGGCAGCGCCUCGCAGCGGUUGUGGACCGUUUGUUGUUUUGGUUGUAUUUCAUCGGUACCAUCGUAUCCUACCUUGUCAUACUUGUCAUUAUACCGAAUGAAAACUACGCGUUAUGGAACGCUAAGAUAAAUCAUACGCCAUAUGCAAGGUCAGACAGCAGGUACACUAUGUAACACGUGCAUGAUGAACCACUUUUCUUAACACGGUACGCCUACAAGUAAGACCCCAGUCACACCGGCGUGUCGUUUGCGCUGCGCGCGAAAAUCGUAAAUAAAGUAUACUGAACAUUGCGGUGCGCGAUGAACGAAUGCUAUAGAAAGUCGCCACAGGCUUGGCUUCUUUUGAGGCUAGUCACAUGUUUGUGUCAUCAAAUAGUAACUGCGUGUUUAUUCAAAUAGGACAUUGGAAGUAUUGUAGACGAGCAAUAAUGCAUUACAGUGUUGUACUAAAUUGUCAUGUUAAAUGCUGAACACACAUACACAUGAAGACAUUAUACAUAACCAUAAAACGUUUCGUUUGUUCUUUAUUUCGUUACGUGCAUGGAUGCCCGAGAAUACAGACGUAAAUCUA